AUGAAUAAUAAACCUUCUCUCAUGAAUCUUUAUAAAUACUGGAGUCAAAGAAAUUAUAAACGCCCUGUAGACAAUCUCUACAAUCCAUUAUCUCUGAAAGGAAAUAUGCUCAAUAAAGAGGACUGUUGUAGUGACGACAGUCAAUGUCCAAUAGAAACGUGUAAUCAACUACAAGUAUCUAAGCAUACACAACGUGCUCAUGACUUUGAAUGUUUGAAAUCUGAUACAGUCGACACGUCAACAACAGAAAUUGACUUCAACGAUAUUUUACAAAAAAUUCCUCCACCGAUGAAACGAACACCAUUGUAUCAUGACUUAAUAAAGAUUGCUUGUGAAUUAAGAAAUGUUCUCCUACCGACUUUUGAGGCUGAUAUUACAUGUUCAAUUAAAAAACUUCCAAAAACUUAUCAAGAUUGUUCAGUUGGACAUCAAAAUAAUUAUGCAAUUAUAUUAAAAGAGAAGUUAACCGACAAUGAGAUUAUUUUAUCUGAUUCACCUAGAAUAACUGCAAGGAAGUUAUUAAAAUUCCAGAAGAAUUUGAAAUCCGGUGACAUUUCUGAAAAGACAACAGUGAAACCAGAACAAGUUAAACUAUUCGAUUCAUAUUAUUCUGGAGGAAAAUUUGUAUCUUUGGAAGCUUGUCAACUUCAAUAUCUGCCGGAUCUAUCUGCAUUUUAUACUACACUACAGUUUAUUGAUCUUUCGAGGAACUAUUUGAAGGAUCUUCCAGAAGAAUUCAGCCUACUGAAGAAUCUGGAGUCUUUAUCGCUGCGUUCAAAUCCCCUGCGUACUGUGCCUGAAUCAAUUUCCAAGCUGACAAAGUUAAAAUCACUCGAUUUAUCUUAUUGUCUAAUUGAACAGUUGAACUAUAAUUUUUAUAAUUUAAAGUCUCUUGAAGUAUUAGACUUAUCCUACAAUCGUCUUGGGCAUUUUGAUAGUCGGAUAAAAAUGUUUGAACAUUUAAAGGUACUUAACCUGUGCGGUAAUGAUCUAACUGGUAUUCAACUUGGCCUUUUACAUCUUUGUCAAAUUGACUUGGAAGUCUUAAAUCUCAAUGAUAAUCCGUUGUUGUGUUUACUUCCGAAAGAGAUUAAACAGCGAUCUGUGUUCAGAGUUCAGUCACUGAAAGUACUUGCUUGUCUAACAAUAAGGAAUAAGAUAUACGAAGCCAAUGAACAGAAACAACAACAGUCUUUCAGUUUAAAGCCGGACGAAUAUCUUUUUAUAACGAAUUUCAAAGAGGACAGUUCAGCCUCUUUUGAGUUUAGGAAAGUUCCUAAGAAUGACGUAUUAUUACCGCCUGUUGGUUCAUGCUGUUGGUGUGGCAUGGAACGAUACGAUGAUAUUAGUACUGUCUGCAUUCAUUGUGUGGAUAUAUUCACCUAUUCAAUGGUUCCAAUACGUAUGUUAUGCUGUGGAGUAAAGUGUGUGAAGGAAGCCAGUCAGUGCAAAACAACGGAACAGUUUACUAAACGAUAUUAUGGAAAUUACCAAAAUAUUUAG
Molecule: messenger RNA, 1503 nt
Organism: Trichobilharzia szidati
Lineage: Eukaryota; Metazoa; Platyhelminthes; Trematoda; Strigeidida; Schistosomatidae
Source: the annotation of a GenBank genome assembly